This is a messenger RNA of Chrysemys picta bellii (western painted turtle), 3583 nucleotides long. It is a transcript of the gene INKA2, whose product is annotated as inka box actin regulator 2. Lineage: Eukaryota; Metazoa; Chordata; Testudines; Emydidae. The record is from RefSeq and is a predicted model, not a curated record. Gene Ontology annotation, cellular component: nucleus. Gene Ontology annotation, molecular function: protein serine/threonine kinase inhibitor activity; protein kinase binding.
GGCACUGUCCAAAGAGAACGAAAGUUCCUGUUGCUGGGGGAUGGAGGGGGCAGCUUGACGUGCCUACCCCUUUGUGUCUGGAGAUCAGGGUACAAAUCCUGCUUUGCUGGGGAUUCCCAAAUGAAACCGUCUUUGGGAUCUAGUCCUUAAACAUAGAACCACAGCGCUUAUCUAUCAUAAGUAGAUACUGGCCCCCACUGUUGUAGUAACCGAGCAGCCAUCCUCACGACACCCCUGUGCAGUAGGGUAGGGCGUUAUCCCCAUUGUAUGGAUGGGAAACUGCACUGAGAGACUAAGCCACUCCUUGGUGGAAAGAUCCAGAGUGUGUCUCUGUCCCUACAGUUAUAGUCCAAAAAUCCAUUGUCUGCACUUGCAAACAGGGUAAACCUCCCCCGCUUCUUGUGUUUUCCUGUCUAGGAUCUGCCCUCAAGACGUUGCACUCGCUUGAUGAGCAUGUUUCUCACACUGUAAAUAGGGGCUUAUGGGGAAAUAUACAGUACUCAAUUACAUGUAGAUACACCGAUAGAUAAUCAUAUUCUGCCUGUAAGAAACCUGAUUCUCACCUUUUGGUGACCAGCCCCACAGACUUUAAGACAAUAAUUUUCAGUAUCUGUACAUAACUCUUGACAUAUUAUCCAUACAUACGUUUUGCAAUGAUUAUGAGGGCCAGUGUGACACAGGCUGUCAGUGGAUACCUUACAUAACACUCUUUGGUGAACUAGUAUGUAGAUACCAGACUCAGGGGAUCCCUGUAACCCUUAUGCACAUCUGGUGCCCUCCGCCAUUUGGCAUCAAGAGGUCCUUGGGCCACAGGCAUGUUGGGGUAUGUUCUUCCCUGGUGUAACUCUAACGUCAGUGGAGAGACACCAUAGAAGUACCAAAGAUAGAUAAACAGUAACAUCGGCCUCGCUGUGCCUCUGUUUGUCCAUCUGUAAAACAGGAUCGAUAUGUACCUACCUCAAAGGUGUCUGAAACUGUUUUUGAGGGGCAUAUCCUCUGCUGAUAUAAACGGUCCAGUUGAAGUCAGAGGAGCUCUGACAAUUUAAACUGGCCCCACAGUGGCUGAGAAGCAUUUUGUGUUUAUCCUAUUAGAGUUGCUCAAAACUUUUUGAAAUUUCCAUGAAAAACAUUUUACCAAAACAACAACAAAAUGUUGAAAAGUUUCUGUGAAAACUUGUUACUGCCUUUCAACCAGCUCUGAAUCCUAGGCACUCACCGGGGAAGGGUCCCAUAGGUGAAAUGAACACAGUGAUGGUAAAUGCUGCCUCUGAAAUAUUAAUGGUCCCUGUCAGAUGAGGCCUGCAUUGUAACGAUACCUCCCAUCAUGGGGGAGUUAAUUGAAUCAAUGAAGGGAACAGCACAGCCGUCGAGCAUAUGCCGUCUUUUUGACCAGUCUAGUCAUUACUGCAGGACCCUUGUCACUCAUCACUGCUUGAUUACACCACUUUGCCUGCGAGGGGAUUUGAUGCAAAGUGUCCAAUGAGGGUCCAAGCUGGCUCCAAAUCCAGCUUUGCAAAGCCACAGAUAAAAACGACUUCCAUUAAUAAGGCAAGAAAGGUUAGGACAAGAAGCAUUACAGCAAAUCUGGAGAGUUAUCCAUGAAGGAGGUUGGAGACGGGCUGCAUGAACAGAUGAACUGCAUGAUGGGUGCCCUGCAAGAGUUGAAACUCCUCCAGGUCCAGACAGCUUUGGAGCAGUUGGAGAUUUCAGAGACUCGAAACAAGAUUUCAGGCAUUGGCCAGCACCAGUGCUGUCGAAAUGGCAGAGAGGUGCCCAGAGCCAGCAGGCAGAAUGAGAGGUUGCUGGGAAGGAGAUCUUUGGAGGAGUGCAGCCCCAUGGCGUUUGCACACUCCACCCAGGUGCCACAAUCUGCCAGCCUGUUUGGCCCUGUGACUUUACCAGACAGUAGCCACCACAGACACGUGGCUUAUAGCAAAGACUGUUAUCCUACUAGCAGACCUUCUUCAGCUCUGACCACAGCAGAGUACUGCCCGCCAAGGAAAUUUGAGUCAGCCAGUUUGGGCACAGCUGGGAACCAGCUUCAUAGAGACACAGCCAGCAUCCCUCAGACUUUGGCUGGGAGUAGAUUGGGAUGCAGAGAAUGCCAGGCUUCUGAUGAGGCCAAUGACUGGACUUCCUCACUAAUGUCUCAGAGCAGGAACCGGCAGCCUCUGGUCUUGGGGGAUAAUAUCUUUGCAGAUUUGGUCGGGAACUGGUUGGAUCUGCCAGAGCUGGAUAAAAAGGGGGAGAAAAAUGAGACUUCCCUGUCCAUCAGCAGGUCUCAGGAGUUCUACAGGAAGUUUUCCUUCACGGCCAACAUCUUCAAAAAGUUCUUGAGGAGUGUACGGCCAGACCGAGAUAGACUCCUCAAAGAAAAACCAUGCUGGCUCCCAGCGGAAGACAGAGAGACUGAAAUUUCAAAGAGAUCCAAAAAGGUGAGCAAACAGAAGGGGACAUUUUAUUUCCCCCUCCAUGGGAACCUACAGAAUUCUCACAGCAAAAUGGAGAGGUGCCCAAAGGCAGAAGCUAAUAGUGACAAAUCCAAGAAUUGUGCCAAGAAGGUCCAUGGCACCACAGACCACACCCAGUCAGGCUUUGAUAUGAAUACAGCCGUAUGGGUCUAAGUUCCUGUAAGCGUCUCCUUUGCCAAAUGGUUCCGCUUCACGCUAGAGAUGAGCUGGAGCACAUACAUGUCUGUACAUGAUAUACCCCAAAGGCCUGCCCCACACUGGGGUGGGGGAAACAGCGUAUCCUGUAGUGUAGAGUAUGCUGUGGGCAGCAGCCCCAUGAGCCCAGCUUCUAAGAGACCUACAUCUCCUGGGGAAGGACGUCCGAACAGCAGCUGAAUCAGGACUGUGUGCAGAAGUUUUCCAGAGCUGGUGCUUAGGAGAAUGACCAGAUUUCUUGACAGCGUCCAGGGCAGGUCGCACCAUGGAUAGCCAGCCCCUUACCUGUGUGUGAGCCUCUCUGGUCAUAGGGAUUUCAUGUUUGCCAAAUCCAUUCAGUUCAUCUCUGGUUAAGAUCACUACGGUACAUAAAAUGCAGUGUGUGUGUGUUAUGUAUAUAUUUUUAAAUCCGCUCUCCCUUGUGUGCACUUAAUACUGGAUUAUAAACCAGGCAACUCGAAAGUUGAUCUCAGAGCACUUGAUAUUUAAAUUAAAAAAGUAAGGUAUGAAUUUAUAAGAGACUGCAGUACUUGAACAGUCGCUGAAUGCAGAUGUUGUGUGCUCACCAUCCCGUUGCAUUUCAGCUUUUCUUUUUCUAAAGCGUUAUCUCCAAUGUGCUCUUUGCCUGUCCUCUCCAGCAUCAGUUUAACCAGUAGUAUAAGUAACAGGUCCAUACAUGGAAUUUUGUGAUGUCCAGAAAUUCUUCACCAGUUUAGCGUUACCCUUCAUGGCCUUAAACCCAGAUGCUGCACUGAGAUAUGAAGUUGCAACAGACUUUGUGUUGGGUUGUUGGGGUUCUUUGUUUGUUUGUUUUAUUUGUUGUUAUGUACAGAUUUAGUCUUGAGAAAACAAAACACAGUUCUUCAGUGUUCCACUCUCCAAGAAUUACUAAUAAAGCGAUGUCACAAUCUUCCAAA